Messenger RNA from Brassica napus (rape), 570 nucleotides. RefSeq names its product auxin-responsive protein SAUR21-like. The transcript has a single exon. The coding region runs from base 169 to 465 and encodes 98 amino acids. Gene Ontology annotation, biological process: response to auxin. The record is from RefSeq and is a predicted model, not a curated record. Lineage: Eukaryota; Viridiplantae; Streptophyta; Magnoliopsida; Brassicales; Brassicaceae.
AGAGAGGUUUCAGAUCAUUCAUUCAUCUUUCUAUAUAUACACAUGACAUUACCCAUUCUUUCUAUCAUCAACCAACAAAUUACAAGCAAUAUUCCAAUAACUUAAAAUCAUUUCAUACAUUUUCAGAAGGUUCAAAAUAAUUUGAUCUUUCACACAAAAGAAAUAGAAAUGGCUUUACUGAGAAGUAUGUUGAGUGCAAAGAAGAUUCUUGGCCGCUCCGUAACAGUAGCAGCCGCAACAAGCAAAAGGGCAGCCUCGGCCGCACCAAAAGGGUUUCUUGCAGUGUACGUAGGAGAGAGCCAGAAGAAGAGAUAUGUGGUGCCGAUCUCAUACUUGAACCAGCCUUCAUUUCAAGCUCUUCUCAGUAAAUCCGAGGAAGAGUUUGGAUUUGAUCAUCCAAUGGGUGGCUUGACGAUCCCUUGCCCUGAAGAUACUUUCAUCAAUGUUACUUCUCGGCUUCAAUGAUGAUUAUUCACCAUUUUGUUCUUAGAAUUAGAGUUAGACUUGUUCAUUGUAUUAUAGAUGAAUUUUUCGAAAAGGUUAUAAAUAGAAUAUUCCGUUUUCAUGCAA